Messenger RNA from Teleopsis dalmanni, 1947 nucleotides. RefSeq names its product glucose dehydrogenase [FAD, quinone]-like. The coding region runs from base 20 to 1873 and encodes 617 amino acids. The transcript is spliced from 2 exons. NCBI's taxonomy places the organism in Eukaryota, Metazoa, Arthropoda, Insecta, Diptera, Diopsidae. The record is from RefSeq and is a predicted model, not a curated record. Gene Ontology annotation, molecular function: flavin adenine dinucleotide binding; ecdysone oxidase activity.
UAUCAUCGUCAAACAAAAAAUGUCAUCAACUUUACCUGUUGCACAAUGUGCUAUUCCUAGCAUCGGAGUUGUGAACUCAUUCGUAUCAAGUUUGAUACAAGCGAUUCUAGUAGCACAGUGUGGAAUUUCACGUCCGGAAUAUUGGCCACCAGAUCAUGCAGAUGAAACACAUCAUCACGGUGUGAAUAAAUAUGAUUAUGUGAUUAUUGGUGCUGGUAGUGCAGGAUCUGUACUUGCAAGUCGUUUAAGUGAAAAUCCUAAAAGGGAAGUAUUGGUGAUAGAAGCAGGAGGGGAUCCACCACAAGAAUCGCAGAUUCCAAGUUUAUUUUUCACGUUAAGUCUUUCAAAUUAUUCAUGGAGUUAUUAUACCGAACCAGGUGACCAUGCAUGUUGGGCAUGUAGAAAUCGGCGUUGUCAUUGGCCACGUGGUAAAAUGAUUGGUGGCACUGGAGGGAUGAAUGCUAUGAUAUACGUACGUGGAAAUAAACAUGAUUAUGACGAUUGGCGGCGAAAGGGCAAUAUCGGUUGGGGUUGGUCAGAUGUAUUGCCGUAUUUUGAAAAAUCUGUUCGACCAGUUGGUAAUGACACACAUCCACAAGGCUAUGUAAUUUUAAACAAGUUCGAUACAUUUGAUGAUGAUAUUCGACAAAUAAUUCGAUCUGGUGUUGCUGAACUUGGUAUACCAACAAGUCGUGACGAGAUUAAAAAUAGUGCCGUUGGCUAUACAGAUAUGUAUGGUACUGUCCAGAAUGGACAUCGUAUGAGUACAGGUAAAGUACAUUUGGGAAAAGUUUCAGAUCGUCGUAAUUUACAUGUAUUUAAGAAUUCUCUGGUUACAAAAUUGAACUUUGAUAAAACCGGCAGAUAUGUGGAAUCAAUAUCAGUUUUAAUGCACGGAAAAAAAACUAUAACUGUACGUGCUAAAAAAGAAUUUAUCCUUUCUGCUGGUGCUAUUAAUUCACCUCAUCUUUUGAUGUUGUCAGGAGUUGGUCCUAAAGAUGAUCUGCGAAGAUUAAGAAUCCCAGUUAUACAUGAUUUACCUGUUGGCAAAAACUUACAAGAUCAUGUAAUGGUGCCUGUUUUUUAUCAGAUACAAAGAAAUAAAGCAAUACCUAUAAAGGAAAAAGAUACAUUGAAUAAUAUUUACCAAUAUUUAAUGUACUCUAGUGGACCUUUGGGCAGUCAUGGUAUUUCAUCAUAUACUGGGUUUAUUAACACUAAGUCGAAUGAUAGAGCUACUCCUGAUGUGCAAACUCAUCAUGUACUAAUACUACGUAUGGAUCACAAUAAUUUAAAAGUAGUACUUGAUUCUUUAGCUCUUAAUGACGACAUUCAACAGUAUUUGCAUAAAAUGCUCAACUCUUCACAUAUACUGCUUGUGUUCACUGUUAUUUUGCUUCCAAAAUCAGUUGGUCAAAUAAAAUUGCGGAGCCCAUACUUCAAGGAUUACCCAGAAAUCUAUCCAAACUAUUUAGAUGACGAAGACGAUAUAGAAACAAUGUUACGUGCCAUGAGGCAUCACAUGAAUCUUGAAAAAACUAAUGCAUAUAAGAAAAACGAUAUGGAAAUUGUACAUAUACCGAUUAAGGAAUGCGAUAAUUAUGUGUUCAAAUCAAAGGCGUACUGGCUCUGUUAUUUUAAAUAUUUUGCCCUAACUCUUUACCAUCCCAUAGGAACUGUGAAAAUGGGCGCUGAUGAAGAUGCUUGUGUGGACUCACACUUACGUUUGCGUGGAGUGGAGAACCUGCGUGUCGUGGAUGCAUCUAUAAUGCCGAAAAUACCCAGUGGAAAUGUUAACGCUCCCACAAUUAUGAUUGCAGAGCGAGGUGCAGAUUUUAUCAAAGAACACUGGUCUAAAAUGUGUGGAAAGUAGGACUGUAAAGUGCGUUAAGAUAACUCCAAAGUAAAUAAAUUUUUGUUUUUCUUGUUCAAAGAUAGAUCUUCAAA